GCCCCUCGAUGCAUUAUCAAGAAGGUUAUGGAGGGAGAACACAAAACAGCGACACCAGACGAAGUUGAGGUGACAACGAACGGCGUGGAUACCGGAAAAGUGAUCACCGCCCAACCUAUUCCUGAAGACCCAUCGGAGCAUGAACCGGAAGUAGAAAAGAAACGAAGCAACAUGGUUGGACGAGGGGAGUACGUGCAUACCACAAAGGUCACAUCGACGAGCACACAUAGGUGGGAUGACCGCUGUGCGAGUUGUAACUGUGGUACCGGUGGUGAUGCACAAUGUUGUGAGAUUCUGUUUGCAUGUUUGCUCUGCCAUUGUAUCUUCGGAGGAGGGCAAGGCGAUGGUUGCGACGAGUGUCAGUCGGCAUGUGAGCUAUUGUCAUGAUUGUGGUGGAGACUGUGGGAACUGCGAUUGUGAUUUUAACUAACUUCGGCCCGGCUGCUAAGAGACUACGAAAGACUGUAGAAAUGGGCCAAAUGGAACAGUGGGCGGGUUGGGUAGCUGCAGUUUGGAGAUAGAGACAUACAAACAGAUGGUACAGGGAAGACGGGAAGAGAGCCUGGUAUAUAAAGAAAGACAGAGAGACAGUGACACACAGACAGACCAGAAGAGGGAGAAAGGGGAGAUGGAGAAAAAUAAAGCGGGGGAGAAGGGAGCUGAAAACAACAACAUUUGUAAUAUUGUAUUUUUUUUUAAUGAAAAAGAUUUGACUCUGUUGUAAAUAAAAGGCAGUCAUUUCGGGCAGCGAGUAAAUCAUUCUUUACAUGGUGUAUAUAUUAUGUUACAAAUUAAAAUCAAUCUGAUAUCUCUA
Molecule: messenger RNA, 814 nt
Organism: Strongylocentrotus purpuratus (purple sea urchin)
Lineage: Eukaryota; Metazoa; Echinodermata; Echinoidea; Camarodonta; Strongylocentrotidae
Exons: 4
Coding region: 28-387 (119 amino acids)
Source: RefSeq, a predicted model, not a curated record